Cetraspora pellucida is the source of this 194-nucleotide messenger RNA. Lineage: Eukaryota; Fungi; Glomeromycota; Glomeromycetes; Diversisporales; Gigasporaceae. The record is from the annotation of a GenBank genome assembly.
UGAAGCCCAUAUCUAUUUACCUUCUAAAUUGCACUUAUUAUCAGAACACACUUUUAUUAGUCAAAAGCUUCUAUACCAGUAUCUUGACACCCCUCUUAAGUCUCAAAUACAUGAAACACUUAAUCUCAACAUUGCUAUCUACAAUAUUCAAGGUUUUAAUGAUACAGAAAAGAAACUCCUAUUAGAAGAAUAUU